GAGUCCGUUACUCAGUUUCCUUCCACCCGGCCAAGUGGCCACACAGUUUCCCUCCAUUCCCACGCGACGCAGAAAAAAGGCGCGGGAGUUCGACGGAAAUCGCCGCCGGAGAUGUCGUCGGUGACCACGAAGCUUGCCAACACCGCCAACAUCGCCACGUCGGAAGCGCAGGCCCUCGUCGCGGAUAUCCGCAAGGCUCUCGGCAACAUGAAGUCCCUCGCCGUCGAGUACGAGAGGGACGGCAAAUCCGAUAAGGUGCAGAAACUUGAGGAAAUGGUGAUGGAGAUGGUGGCUUCGUACGAGGACUGCACGGCCUUGACCGAGGCGAUUAAGGUGGUGCCUCAGGUGUACCAGCCCUCUGAUCAGCCAACGGAUUUCCAAACAUUGAUCGAGGCGGAGGUAAACAAGAUCAAGGAAGCCUCAUCAGCAUCAGGAAAGAACCAUCAACUCAUUCGACAGUUCAGGGAGUCUGUUUGGAAUGUUCAUCAUGCAGGUCAGCCAAUGCCUGGUGAGGAACAGGAGGACAUUGUCAUGACUAGCACCCAGAUGAGCAUCUUAAACGUCACAUGUCCAUUAACUGGGAAGCCGGUGAUUGAGUUGGUAGAUCCAGUUCGCUGUGUGGAUUGCAGGCACAUAUAUGAAAAGGGCCCAGUAAUGCAUUAUAUAAGGUCCCAAAAACCACCACAGUGUCCUAUUGCAGGCUGUCCCAGAGUCUUACAGAUAGGGAAGGUUGUCUGUGAUCCCCUCCUACGCAUUGAAAUCGAUGAGAUGCGUUCAUCCGGGCCUGCUGUUUCAAAUGCAGCAAAUAUAGAGGACUUUACCGAUAUACUUGACGAAGAUGAUGAAUGAGGAGCGUCUGGUAAAGGAUGGUGUCUUGUUCGGUGCAGUAGGAGGAUGGGUUUUAGUAUGUCAGGAUGCACUCUGUCUUGUUGAGUGCUGCAGCUGGAGAAGGAUGGGUUUUAGUAUGUUCAGGAUGCACUGUCUUGUUGGGUGCUGCCCAUGACCUUGCUAUGUUCAAUGCGAACAUGAUUUUGGUGUUUGGUUGAACUAAUCUAACGAGAGAAUAUAUGUCAGGAGACUUAUUCUGCAGUUUAUGACA
Panicum virgatum (switchgrass) is the source of this 1099-nucleotide messenger RNA. RefSeq names its product E3 SUMO-protein ligase MMS21-like. Bases 112 to 849 code for a protein of 245 amino acids. NCBI's taxonomy places the organism in Eukaryota, Viridiplantae, Streptophyta, Magnoliopsida, Poales, Poaceae. The record is from RefSeq and is a predicted model, not a curated record. Gene Ontology annotation, molecular function: zinc ion binding; SUMO ligase activity. Gene Ontology annotation, biological process: protein sumoylation; double-strand break repair via homologous recombination. The transcript has 7 exons. Gene Ontology annotation, cellular component: Smc5-Smc6 complex; nucleus.